CAUCCCUUUGGAAAGGAGGAGGAAAAAAAGAAAAAGAAAAACUCACACAGGCAUACGACGGCGAGAAAAGAGCGAGGGAAAAGUUGGGAAGGAGGAGAGGAAAGCGAAAAGACAAAUGAAAAAGGUGGACACUGCAGCGGGAGCCAAAAAAAAAGAAAAACAAACAAUUUGAACCCUGAGGGCAGAGAGAAGUAUGUGCUAACGCUGCACAGUGCGCUUCAAGUGCAAGUCUCAGCAUGGCCUUCACAGCCGGACCAGUGCCAAAAGGCUCAUAGUUUUCCCCUGAUAAGCCAUGCCACUCCACAAACCAUCCCGGGCCCACCGCCUGGACCCCACCAUGAUCUCCGCCCCCCUGGGGGACUUUCGCCACACCAUGCACAUCGGCAGGGGAGGCGACGCCUUUGGAGACACCUCCUUCUUGUCCACCGCUGGUCCCAGUCCGACCACUUCCGAGCUGAGUGGUUCUGGGAUCUUGCCGGCUGCUGACCCGGAGGUAGCGGUGAACCACGGCCACCUUUGGGAGGAUGCUCCACAGAGCCCACAGCUCCAGCACUCGGAGUCCGUGUCUUCCUUGACCAUGGACCUGGACCUGGACCUGGAUCUGGAUCUGGGUCCGUCUAUCCUUGGGGACGUUUUAGGGGUGAUGGACAGUUUGUCGCUGUGCUCCAACGGGGAGGCCGUGCUCAGCCCAAAGAGUGACACAUCAGUGGUGGAAACGAAGACGAUCAGGGGGAACGUGGAGACGUCUGUAAACGGGAAUGGCUUGGAUGAAGACGGCAGGAUACCAGACGAGAACGGAUUGAAGUCCAGGGGGCUGAAACCCAAGGUGAGGUUCAGCGACAAGCGAGAGGAGAUCAUUCGCCAGCCAUCGGAAGAGGACGAGGGUCAAACCUACGACCUCCACGACGACGAGGAUGGCGAUGAUCAGCUGGGAUGCCACAGCAGCCCGGUGAGAGACGACAGCGGGAGGAGGAAGAGUCCGGCGGGAGAACCCGAGUUGAGCAACCACAACGCAGAUUUGCCUCCCAGUCCUUCUUCAUCGCACAGCUCAGGGUCGGACGGGGUCACCGAGCUGGACAGGAGGAGGUCAGAGGGCGUCCACUCAGAGACUGAUUCAGAGGAGGAUGAGGAGGAAGGACGGGGCUACUCAUUUGAAGACGAGUCCGAUGAUGAAAUCGGUCUAUAGGGGACAGGUAUUCACGUUCCAUGUGAACAGUUUGAAAAUACAGUCGAAGCCAGAUAUUUACAUACACCAUGACAAGAAACAUAACCUCUUUUCUCACCGUCUGACAUUAAAUCAAACCAUUUCGUUCCAGUUUUAAUAACUGGUUGAUAAUAAUGGCUUUUAAAAAGAGCCAUGUGGAGAUUUUGACUGAAGCUGAUCAAAUUAGUAUUAUAAUUCACAGUGAAAAUGGUCCCUUUAUCAGCUUAGAGUAGAUGAAUGUGCUAUACAAAACAUGUUUAUUACAUUUUUUGCACAAAAUCAUUCUGAGAUAAUGAGAUUUUAGUCUAAUCAAUUCUGUCUAUUUUGAGCAGAAUGAGCUGUUUUAGGGCCUUUUGUCGCUUUAAAUCUAAAUAAGCUGCUACCGGCCACGCCACCCAAAAAUAAAUGUUUACACGUGAAAAUGGCAGAAAACAGAUGCGCAACUAUUCAAUCGUGCAGCUUUGAAAAGCAGAAGUAGAGCCUCCUGUAUAACCAAUGAGAAUGCAACAACUGGUUUCUGGAUGGUAAGUUGACAUUGUACAGCGCAUACAGCUGUAAACCCUGCUGACCAAAGGUGCUGGAACUCAACUUGGGUUGCUAGGCAAUGGGCUGGUUUUGGCAGGGGUUGCUAGGUAACGGACUUUGCUUCGGUGGGGUUGCUGAUGGUCAGUAGCCGCUGGUUUGUGACGUUACAUUCAGAAGAUUUUUGAAACAGCUAAUUUUUCAGACAUCAGGGAACAUUAACGUUUUACUGGACUUUUUUUUUUAAAGUACUUAGGCUCUUUUUAGAAACAGUUGAGACCAAAAUAGAAGUACAAAAUGUGAACCUUGCGUAAUAGUUCCCAUUUAAAGAGCUAAAUUAUAGUUUGCCAAAGCCCUGAGGGAUAAAGAAACUAAUCUUUGUAAAAAUGUCCUGUGGUCUGAUGAAACUAAAAUUGAAACGUUUGGCCUGAAUGAGCAUCGUAACGUAUUACAGAAGAAGGUGGAAGCUUGCAAGCCUUAAUUAUGGAGGUGACAGUAUGAUGUAAGAGUGUUACUGGAGGAGGGACUAAUCUAUAAAAUAGAUGGCAUGAUGGGAAAUGAACGACAUGUGGAAACAUUUAGGCAGCAUCUCAAGACAUCAACCAAAAGGUCAAUGCUUGGGAACAAAUAGGUGUUUCAAAUGAACAAUAACCGCCUAAUUAAAAAAAACAAAAAAAAAAAC
Molecule: messenger RNA, 2408 nt
Organism: Poecilia latipinna (sailfin molly)
Lineage: Eukaryota; Metazoa; Chordata; Actinopteri; Cyprinodontiformes; Poeciliidae
Gene: cdc42ep5
Product: CDC42 effector protein (Rho GTPase binding) 5
Exons: 3
Coding region: 293-1186 (297 amino acids)
Biological process (GO): Rho protein signal transduction; positive regulation of pseudopodium assembly; positive regulation of actin filament polymerization
Cellular component (GO): cytoplasm; plasma membrane; cytoskeleton
Molecular function (GO): small GTPase binding
Source: RefSeq, a predicted model, not a curated record